Funneliformis mosseae is the source of this 828-nucleotide messenger RNA. The record is from the annotation of a GenBank genome assembly. Lineage: Eukaryota; Fungi; Glomeromycota; Glomeromycetes; Glomerales; Glomeraceae.
AUGUCACAGAUAUUGAUAGUCUGGGUAUCCAAGAAUAAAUUGGAAAGUUUUGAAAAUAAUGAAAAAGAUCCGUUAUCAUUAGAAGGGUUGAAGCAUCUUUUGAUGAAAACUCUUGAUACCAAAGCACCGUUUGCUACUUCAGAGUUUGAUAUUUGGAAAUAUGCUUUAAAAAAAGUUAUAAGUAUUGUUACACAUGAUAGGAAAACUGAACUUUCAAAGUGUGAUGCCGAUGAAUUUAAUGAAGUAAAGACUCAUUUAACCCCUUUUACCUAUUAUAUUGAUUUAAAUCGAAUGGAUGUGGACGAAAUUAUGAAAUACAUUGAACCUGUAAAUAUUUUUUCAAUUGAAAAACUCAAGGAUAUUUAUUGCUCCAAAGCAAGGGACAAGGAAUUACCAAAUAUUCGUGGAAUACCUGUUUUUAAAUGGAAAAAUAGUGAAUCUGAGAAGCAAUUGAUUGUUUCUAAUGAUGGAUAUACUGUUGGGAUGAAACCCAACAAUUCAAACAUAAAUCUAUAUUGGAAUUUAAGUACAACUGAACAAAAUUACCAUGGGUGGGUCCUUGGAUCUGAUGGUUACGUUUAUCGUAAAAACAGAUGGAAAUGGUAUGAUGCAGAGAUGAAAGUAGGGAACCAUGUUACAAUUUUUCUGGAUAUAAGCACAGUUGAUAAAAGGAGGAAAUGCAAAUGCUCAUUUUCUAUCAAUGGAAAGGCUAGAAAGCCUGUAGUUUCCGGAUACGGAUGGGAUGAUAUUCCUUCUCAAGUUUAUCCUGUUGUUUCUUUAGGUUGUGGUAGUGAUUUGCGUAUAGAACCUGUAUCAACACGUAUAUAA